This is a messenger RNA of Styela clava, 1166 nucleotides long. The record is from RefSeq and is a predicted model, not a curated record. Lineage: Eukaryota; Metazoa; Chordata; Ascidiacea; Stolidobranchia; Styelidae.
UCAGUACCCACACAUGAGAAAUGCUGUCUUUAAAUGAGAUCGCAGAAGAGCAAACAGCUAUCUAAGUGUGUAACGAAAAGGCGAGAUAUUGUAUUAUUGUGGACUAUGUCAUUAAACCACAUUAAUUGAACUACGGAAAAUGUGUCAAAAAAGAUCAAAUAUCCAAAUACUUCAUCCGGUAUUUCAUUCGGCGACGUUGAUCAUAUCGUUAAUGCAGAUGGUCAAUAUUUAUUUUGCAGAUAUUGGAAACCAGAUACAGAAAUCAAAGCAUUGAUGUUCCAUGCACACGGAUUUGCUGAACAUUCUGCACCUUCAAAAGUACUAGCAGAAAGAAUGAUGGAGCUUGGAAUUUAUUCAUUUGCCCAUGAUGAUGUUGCUCAUGGAGAAAGUCAAGGUCUUCGAGGUCAUAUAUUGGAUUAUAAAGUUAUGGUGCGAGACAUAUGGCAACACAUCGAUUUGAUAAGACCGGAGUAUCCGGAGGUUCCCAUAUUCAUAUACGCUCAUUCCAUGGGAGGUGCGCUUGCAUUGAUCGCAGCUCACGAAAGGCCGAACUUCUUUCGCGGUAUUCUCUUAUCAGCUCCCUAUAUCACACCAAGUGAAGCCACAGCUACUCCAGUGAAGGUUAUCUUGGCUAAGAUUGUUGGACGUCUUGCACCGAAAAUUCGGAUAGCACAAAUGGACACAGACUUCCUUUCAAGAGACGAGAAACAGAUGGAGACUUACAUGAAUGAUCCGCUAAACGACAAGUUAGGAAUGAGAGCAAGUUUUGCAAUUCAGUUUUUGGCUAUUGCUAAAAAGAUGAAAGAAAUCCUGCCACAAACCACGGGAUCGUUCUUUGUCGCACAUUCAGAAGAUGACAAAAUUUGUGACGUCAGUGGAUCAAGGUUCAUGGCCGAAGUAUCCAAAAGCGAAGACUUAACUUUAAAGAUCUACAAUGGUGCAAUGCAUAAGCUCGAACGUGAAACUCCAGAAUUUGUCGAGGCCUAUUUUGGUGAAGUUUUACAAUGGAUAAAAGAGCGAAUACUUUAAAACGUGAUCAUGGUGUCGAUCUUUCUUCAAUUGAAUAUAGGCGCAAUCUCAAUGUAUGUUGAUGUGUAGAUUAUGACCUUAUAGUCACAACCGAUUCCUGUGAUGAGCGACAAUAAAUACCACUCCAGAUUAAUUAA